AUGGACUACAACUUAGUUCGCCGUGGUCGUUAUGCGGCCAUGGACAAAGACAAAAAAGAUGCUUUGCUUCAACGUAGAAGGGAUGCUUAUGCUGCAAAGAAAAACACUUCCCAUGUUCCAAAGGAUAGCACUGAACCUGCCUAUCAAACUGAGCUAUAUACACAUAAGGCAGGAAACUCUGCAUCUGGUUCACCAUCUACAUUGCAACAGAUAGACGUAUCUGCUCUUGCAUCUAAGGUGUCACAUGCUGAUCAGCAGAGCCUUAUUGAAGCUUCUGCUCCUCUUAUGCGUCGACCAAAGAAGUAUAGGAGCCGUCGCAUAAAGCAUUCUUGUGAUAUUCCAUCUGCUUCGCAGCAAAUGAAUGCAUCUGCUUCUAUCCCUGAGUCGUCUGAUAACCAUGAUGCCCAAUUGCCCGUGCAUACCCAUGAAUUAGCUGAUCUUUUUGACUCUAUUGCAAAUCGCUUGAAUUCUAAACUUGAAACCCAGUCAACUCCUCACCACCCUUAUUCCUCUAUUUCUCCCUCUUCUGUACAACCAUCAUUGGAAGUUCCUGCUGUUCUGCCUAUAGAGGAAGGUACCUGUGUUAUUGGUCUAGAUAAUGCUCAGCCAUUCGAGUCUCAAAACAGACCAACCAUUGUCGUAAAUACAUCUGUUCCUUCCAGAGGGAAACGGAAAAAAACCUCAUGCUUGGAUAAGAUUCCAGAUAGCCCUCUUGUGCUACCACAAGCUCCGGACUGUAAACAUUGUGGAGCAAAAAGAUUUCAUUUAGAGCCCCCCAAUUUCUGUUGUUCCGGAGGAGAGGUUUCUGUCGUCAUCCCAGUCAUGCCUUAUAGCCUUUACCGUCUUUUUUCUGGUGUGGACGAGGAAUCAGUGGAGUUUAGGAAAAACGCUCGUACCUACAACAAUAACGUGGCUUUUACAUCCUUUGGUGCCAAAUAUGACCAUGAAUUAACAAAAAAUACCAAGGGAGUUUACACCUUUCGAGUUCAGGGACAGGUCUACCAUCUACUGAAUGGCUUAGUUUCUCAGAACAGUCAACCAACAGGGAUUCAGUUGUACUUUUAUGAUCAAGAAGAGGAAUUGUCUAAAAGGCUCAGCAGCUCACCCAGGUUACGCGAGAGUACCCUCCGUCUCUUAAUGCGAAUCUUAGAGUCUAACCCUUACACUAAGUUCUUUAAGAACCUUCGACAUGUUAACAAUCUUGAAGAUCAUAGGAUCGUUCUUAAUUGUAACCCUGAGCUGGAUCAAAGGGUAUAUAACUUGCCCACUUCGUCUCAAGUUGCUGCAAUUUGGACUGAAUCUGAAGAUGAGGCACUUGAAAGAAAUGCUCACAUUCAAGUUUAUACCCACUCAAAUACCAGCCAUAGGAUACAACACUACUUUUCAUGCUAUGAUACAUUGCAGUAUCCUCUCCUGUUUCCACGUGGUGAGUCCGGUUGGCAUCAUGGUAUCUUAAGGAAUUCUGUUUCUAGGAAACGAAAAAGAAGCUCUUCGGAUGAUGUUGAUCUUCCUGAUGCUUCUUUAAUAGGGACUGCAUCAGACCUUAUUCGCCUAGAACAGGAAGCUGCUGAGCGUGGAAAAAAGGAACGCCAAACUGUCUCUGCUAGGGAAUAUUAUUGUUACUUGCUUCAGAUGAGAGAAGCGGAUAGGUCCAUGUUGUUGCACACCGGCCGGUUAUUGCAACAGUUUGUUGUGGAUAUAUAUGUUAAGAUUGAGACAUCUAGGCUUGACUUCCAUAGAAAAAACCAGAAUGAUAUUAGAACAGAAAUUCUCCAGGGUGUCAGGGAUAGUAUAGCUGCAGGAAAAAGUGAGGGGAAACAAGUAGGCCGGAGGAUAUAUCUUCCAUCUUCCUUUAUUGGCGGCCCAAGAGAUAUGCGGCGGCGUUAUGUAGAUGCAAUGGCGUUAGUUCAAAAAUUUGGCAAACCAGAUCUGUUCAUUACUAUGACAUGCAAUACCCAAUGGAAAGAGAUUCAAGAAAAUUUAAAAUAUGGAGAAUCGGCACAGGAAAGGCCAGAUCUGGUUUCUAGGGUAUUUAGAGCAAAGUUUGAGAUGCUCAAGGCUGAAAUACUCAAGAAAAAAAUAUUCGGUGAAGUUGCAGCGUGCGUUCAUGUAAUUGAAUUCCAGAAAAGAGGCCUUCCCCAUGCUCACAUACUCUUGAUUCUUAAGCCUGAAUAUAAGCUGUUAAGUCCAGAAGCUUAUGACCGAAUUGUUUCUGCUGAGAUCCCAGAUCCAGAUAGCCAAAAAUAUUUAUACUCUCUUGUUGUCAGGCAUAUGAUGCAUGGUCCUUGUGGACCAUUGAAGCCUGAUAAUGUUUGCAUGAAAAAUGGGUUUUGCAAGAACCAUUUUCCAAAAGAUUACUGUGACUUCACUGUCCAUUCAGAAGAUUCCUAUCCACAUUAUAGACGUCGAAGGAAUGGUCCAACUGUAAGAGUGCGCAAACAGUUAUUGGAUAACCGCUGGGUUGUCCCGUAUAAUCCUUACCUUCUUGCGCUGUUUGAUUGCCACAUGAAUGUUGAGGUUUGCUCAAUUGUCAAGCUGGUCAAGUAUUUAUACAAAUAUGUCUACAAGGGCCAUGACCGUGUAAGCUUUCAUGUUCAUUCUGGUUCUGGCCCUGAAGACAUUGACGAAAUCAAUGAGUUCCAGUCCGGAAGAUGGGUUGCUGCUGCAGAGGCAUUUUGGCGUAUCUACAGAUUUUCACUAAAUGAAAUGACUCCCUCUGUUUACACUCUUCAAUUACACCUUCCAGGACAACAAAUGAUUUCUUUCCAUAAAAAUACUGAUCUUGCUGACCUUUUGGACCGUGCCGCUUUUAAAAAGACCAUGCUUACGCAGUUUUUUCGUAUGAACCGAACCAAUAAAGCAGCUCAGAAGCUUAAUUGCUUGUACCGUGAAUUUCCUGAAUUUUUUGUUUGGAAACCAAAGAAAAAAAAAUGGUCUCAGAGGAAACGGAAAAAGGUGAUUGGUAGAAUGGUGACUGUAAGUCCAAUUGAAGGUGAACGUUAUUAUCUUAGGCUGCUACUGUCUCAUGUUCGUUCUCCCAAAUCCUUUAAGGAUCUUUUGACUAUUAAUGGCAAGCUCGCAUUAUCGUAUAGAGAGGCUGCCUUUCAGAUGGGUCUUCUCCAAUCUGAUACUCAUGUAGAGGACACUCUUGAUGAUGCAGUGGCAUUUCAAAUGCCAUAUUCACUGAGGACUUUAUUUGCAAUUUUGUUGGUUUACUGUUCGCCCAGUGAUCCAAAGUCAUUGUGGGAAAAAUAUGAGGCUGCCCUGUCUUCUGAUUUUGAAAGAAAUAAAGAUCUUUCUGGUUAUGAUUCAGAAGAAGUUAGGAGGCGUGUUCUGCAAGAUAUUAAUAAAAUGUUGGAACAGAUGGGAAAAAAUAUUGGUGAUUACCAUCUUGUGCCUGACAACUUUCGCCUUGCUCCUGAUGAACAAGUCGCAAAAGAAAUUCAGAAUGAACGGAAUAUUCCAUUUACUGAGGAGGACUUACUUUUGUCUUCGAAGUUGAACAUAGGUCAGAGACAUGCCUAUGAUGUUAUUAUGUCUGAAGUUCUCUCCUCAGGGAGUAAAAGUUUUUUUGUUGACGGGCCUGGUGGAACAGGAAAGACAUUCCUUUAUCGUUCCAUUCUUGCAACGCUCAGGUCUCGUGGUCUCAUAGCAAUAGCUGUUGCUUCGUCUGGUGUGGCUGCUUCCAUUCUUCCGGGAGGCCGGACUGCGCACUCACGCUUUAAAAUUCCUUUGGAUGUGUCCGCAAACAAAAUUUGCCAGAUUAGCAAACAAAGCUCUGUUGCAAGGCUGAUCACGCUUGCUAAGCUAAUUCUCUGGGAUGAAGCGUCCAUGACUAAAAAAGAUACUGUUGAAGCAUUUGACUUGCUACUAAAGGAUGUCAUGGAUUCUAAUAAACCUUUUGGAGGUAAGGUUGUGGUUUUUGGAGGUGACUUCCGACAAACCUUGCCUGUUAUACCAAAUGCUUCAAGGGACCAACAGAUUGAGGCUAGCUUUGUUCAUUCACCUUUAUGGAGAACUCUUCAAAAAAUAACUUUAGAGGAGAAUAUGCGCGCUAUUUCAGAUCGCCAAUACUCAGAGUUUCUUUUGAGAGUAGGAGAGGGACGUGAGCCAGAAGAUGACGAGGGGAAAAUAUCUUUGCGUAAGGACAUAUUAAUUCCAUUUGAUACUAAAGAUGCCUCGCUUAAUAGGUUGAUAGGCUUCGUCUUUUCAGACCUGCAUGCUUAUUCGAUCGAUCCAUACGCAAUGAUCAGCAGGUGUAUCCUUACGCCGAAGAAUUCCUGUGUUGAUGACAUCAAUGAUGUGCUCAUUGAUCGUUUCCCUGGACAAGCUUUUGUUUUCAUGAGUACAGACAGGACUCUCAAUGAAAAAGAUCAGGGAGAUUAUCAAGACUUCCUGAACUCUUUGAAUCCAAAAGGAUUACCCCCCCAUAAAUUAGUCUUAAAGGAAAACUGUCCGAUCAUUCUGCUUAGGAACCUAAAUCCCGCAGAGGGAUUGUGCAACGGAACAAGGCUUAUUUGCAAACACCUUAGACAACAUGCCCUUUGUGCAGAAAUUGCAGUAGGCCAACAUCGGGGCAAGAGAGUGAUUCUGCCUAGGAUUCCCCUUCAAACAUCUGAUAAUGAAAAAAAUGGCAUUCCUUUUAAACGAACACAGUUUCCAGUGAAGCUAUGCUUUGCCAUGACCAUCAAUAAGUCACAGGGCCAGACAUUAGAUCGAGUUGGUAUCUAUCUACGUGAACCCGUGUUCUCACACGGACAGUUAUACGUUGCUUUGUCUCGGGCUAAAAUGUCCAGUGCAGUUAGAGUCCUUAUAAUGCCACCAACAUUUUUUGCUACUAAAACUGUACCUGAAUCUAAAACAAGGAAUGUUGUCUACCGUGACAUCCUUGAAUUAGCUGCUAAAUGA
Coffea eugenioides is the source of this 4908-nucleotide messenger RNA. RefSeq lists its product as uncharacterized. NCBI's taxonomy places the organism in Eukaryota, Viridiplantae, Streptophyta, Magnoliopsida, Gentianales, Rubiaceae. The record is from RefSeq and is a predicted model, not a curated record. The coding region runs from base 1 to 4908 and encodes 1635 amino acids. Gene Ontology annotation, biological process: telomere maintenance; DNA repair. Gene Ontology annotation, molecular function: DNA helicase activity. The transcript is spliced from 5 exons.